UUGCUUUUAGCCCUCAUUACAGUCCUCCUUUUUGCCCUUCCACGUUCCAUCCUUCGGACAUAUAUAUAUAGCAUUACACAGAUUCAUCUUUUGUUUUGUUUGUUUCCAUUGCCAAUGCCACCUAUAUUAGAUUUCCUUGCUUUGAGGUCUUCAUUAAUAUCCCAUAUCUCUCCUCUUUAAAAAUCUCUCUUAAUGACCAAAAUGAACAGUUCUUCAAGCAAUAAACACAGACACUUCAUUAUUUCCUUGCUGUUCCUCAUGGCUACAUUCAUGGCUGCUCAAGGAAGAUCACUUUCCAUCAAAGUUGCUAAUGAGAUAGGGAAUGAACAAGACAAGGCAUUAAUGAUGAGGAAUCUAAUAGGAUCAAGACCACCAAAGUGUCAAAAAAGAUGCAGUUCAUGUCCACAAUGUGAAGCAAUUCAAGUUCCAAUCACAACACGAUCAGUACAAAACACAGCUACUGUAAUAUUUCCAAUUGCUUAUUCUAAAGGCAAUGAUAUGUCAAACUAUAAACCAAUGUGUUGGAAAUGUAAAUGUGGGAACAUGAUUUUCAAUCCUUGAAUUAAUUUCUUCAUAUUCAAGUAAUUAAAACCCAGUUUUUGUUUUGUUU
Molecule: messenger RNA, 610 nt
Organism: Gossypium raimondii (Peruvian cotton)
Lineage: Eukaryota; Viridiplantae; Streptophyta; Magnoliopsida; Malvales; Malvaceae
Product: EPIDERMAL PATTERNING FACTOR-like protein 2
Exons: 3
Coding region: 193-561 (122 amino acids)
Biological process (GO): guard cell differentiation; stomatal complex development
Source: RefSeq, a predicted model, not a curated record